Messenger RNA from Apodemus sylvaticus (European woodmouse), 921 nucleotides. Its product is annotated as histone H1.8. The record is from RefSeq and is a predicted model, not a curated record. NCBI's taxonomy places the organism in Eukaryota, Metazoa, Chordata, Mammalia, Rodentia, Muridae. Gene Ontology annotation, molecular function: DNA binding. Bases 1 to 921 code for a protein of 306 amino acids. The transcript is spliced from 5 exons. Gene Ontology annotation, biological process: nucleosome assembly. Gene Ontology annotation, cellular component: nucleosome.
AUGGCUCCUGGGAGUGUCUCCAGUGUUUCUUCCUCCUCUUCCUCUUGUCCCUCCAGGGACACAGUAUCUUCCGGACCAUGUGGGCUCCCUGAGGCCGACAAGCCAGGUCGAACUUGUAGCAGAAUCCAAGCAGGCCAACGGAACCCAACAAUGCUACGCAUGGUGCUAGAGGCUCUAAAGGCCAGGGAGAAGCGCCAGGGCACAUCAGUUAUAGCCAUCAAGGUCUAUAUCCAACAUAAGUACCCAACAGUGGACAACACCCGCUUCAAGUACCUGUUGAAGCAGGCUCUGGAAACUGGCGUCCGUCGAGGCCUCCUCACCAGGCCUGCCAAUUCCAAGGCCAAGGGUGCCACUGGCAGCUUCAAACUAGUUCCCAAGCCCAAGAAAAAAGCCUGUUCUCCGAAAGCCCGCAGGGGAGCUGCAGGUACCAAGCAGACAGGCCCCAAGACAUCUGGAUUGCUGAAGAAAGACCAAGUCGGCAAGGCCAAGAUGGAGAAAGUGGCUCUAAAACCAGGACAGAAGAGGAAGGCUUAUCCUUGUGCAGCGGCCACACUGGAGAUGGCGCCUAAGAAAGCCAAGACGAAACCAAAAGAGGACAGAAAGGCCCCCCUAAAAGACAAAGCUGCAGGGGCCCCUCUCACUGCCAACGGGGGCCAACCCAGUGGGAGCAGGAAAGAAGCAGAUGCCCAUGGGAAAACCAAAGAUGCGUGUGAGAAAUCCAAGCCUUCGGCCAGCAAGGUCCAGAAUAGUGCUGCUCCCCUCGCCAAAAGAAAGAUGGCGGCCGUGGCCCACACGGAGACAGCUGUUCAGGGAGUUAAGACAGUACAGAAGACCACAGCACCCGCUCCUUCCCUGGACGUGGGACACCAGGCACAACCCACACCUAGGAUCAGGAAGGCAAAGACCCCAGAGAACACCUGA